AGAGAAAUCGAUUUUUGUUGCUGCUUUGGUCACACAGCAACUGACUCAGAAGUUAAAGAAGAAGAAGCAGAGACCGUAAUUUUUCCACGACUCAACCUAGCGAUUUACCAAGCCAUUCGAGCCGCAAUCGAGUCUUUAGCCAGACGGGAAGCAUUAAGAUCGUGUGUAACAGAGUGCGGCAACUUGGAAGCGGUGCAUCCCAAGAAAUCGCAGUACGAAACGGCCCCGAAAACCGCUGGCCCAGCCCCAUUAUAAACACUGAGGAGGGGUGGAGAUUGGUGAGAGCGGAGCGGAGCGAGAAGAGAGGUCAGCAAACCCGUAAUUAAGAAAAAGUAGACACGUACGUUGAGGAAGAUGUCAUCCGGAGAUUUUGGCAAUCCGCUGCGGAAGUUCAAGCUCGUCUUCCUGGGCGAGCAGAGUGUGGGCAAGACCUCGCUGAUUACGCGCUUCAUGUACGACAGCUUCGACAACACGUACCAGGCGACGAUCGGGAUUGAUUUCCUAUCGAAGACCAUGUACCUGGAGGAUCGCACUGUGCGCCUGCAGCUGUGGGAUACGGCGGGACAGGAGCGAUUCCGCUCGCUGAUACCCUCGUACAUACGCGACUCCACGGUGGCAGUGGUCGUUUACGAUAUCACCAACACCAACUCGUUCCACCAGACCUCCAAGUGGAUCGAUGACGUGCGCACGGAGCGGGGCAGCGACGUCAUCAUCAUGCUAGUGGGCAACAAGACGGAUCUCUCCGACAAGCGUCAGGUGUCCACCGAGGAGGGCGAGCGCAAGGCGAAGGAGCUUAACGUGAUGUUCAUCGAGACAAGCGCCAAGGCCGGCUACAAUGUGAAGCAAUUGUUCCGACGGGUGGCCGCGGCACUGCCCGGCAUGGAUUCCACGGAGAACAAGCCCUCCGAGGACAUGCAGGAGGUUGUGCUGAAGGACUCACCCAACGAGACAAAGGAUCCCGAGGGUGGCUGCGCCUGCUAGAACCGGUUGAGCCGACGAUCCAACCAUCCUCUCCCCCUUUUCAACAGCAGGAGCAGAUGCAGAUGCAGGAGAUCGGCCAGCAGCACUGGUGUACACAGGUGUCAGGUGUAUGUACUGGCCGGAUCUGCGGCGGAUUCCUCAACAUCUAUACACACAUACACACUUUACGUUUAAGUUUAUUUAUAAAGUAACAAAUGAUAGCAAAGGCAAAUAGACUAAACAACAAUUAACGAAAUCGGCUAACUAAUUACUGUUAAUUGACGAGCUAAUCCCGAGCGCAGGCGAGUGCGAAUGCUAAUUCAUUGACACGAGAUCAGGGAUCAAGAUCAGAGUAAUAUUUGCGAGUUAGCUACCAGACAAGAAUAUAGUGUUGUGCAUUUCCGAUACCCCCUAAAC
Messenger RNA from Drosophila simulans, 1377 nucleotides. It is a transcript of the gene Rab6, whose product is annotated as ras-related protein Rab6. The transcript has a single exon. NCBI's taxonomy places the organism in Eukaryota, Metazoa, Arthropoda, Insecta, Diptera, Drosophilidae. The record is from RefSeq and is a predicted model, not a curated record. Bases 355 to 981 code for a protein of 208 amino acids. Gene Ontology annotation, molecular function: GTP binding; GTPase activity.